Messenger RNA from Colletotrichum destructivum, 2287 nucleotides. Its product is annotated as Putative CAP domain-containing protein. The transcript is spliced from 4 exons. Bases 654 to 1589 code for a protein of 311 amino acids. The record is from RefSeq and is a predicted model, not a curated record. NCBI's taxonomy places the organism in Eukaryota, Fungi, Ascomycota, Sordariomycetes, Glomerellales, Glomerellaceae. Gene Ontology annotation, cellular component: extracellular region.
CUUGCUUCACCACUCCCAGGAGACCGCUUCUUCGACUCCCUUCACCCCCCUUCCUUUCUCCGCCUCGGCCUCGGUCGCCAUCGUGUCGUGUUUGACACCGUCCAUUCCUUUAAAACCAAUCAUAUCGCCCCCGGGUCGAGACCUCCAAUCCCCUCUUUUCCUGCACCCUCAACCUUCCAGGAUAGAAGGACAGGCUACCGACAUUCCUUUCGGAACCGCGAUUCACCUUCACGUUCUCUACCCAACAAGCACCGGCUUCUUGUCAUUCCUUCGCAACCCUUCUCACGAGACUUCUUUUUUUCUACGGCUCACUACCCUCCGAAAAAAAAGUUACGACUCCGUCCGACCUCCUUCCAACUUCAGCAACUACGUUGUUCAACCACACUCCUUUCCACACCACAAGGUCCUAGACGGAACCGUAUCAGCAGUGCUGCAUCACCACACACAGCUGGCUCUGAGAACCACCUCACGGGACAUAUUUACCUCCGCCCAUCAAUUCACUCCGAGGAAUAUCUCUUCCAUCACAACCCAACCUCCUUCCUCCGGACCGAAUCCCCCUGUUCGUUAGAUUCCGCGAAUCAUUCCAAGACAUCAAGCAACAGCAUCAAAAAGAUCUUCACUUUUUUCGAUACCAGCUUUAUCCAACUCACAAAAUGAAGUCUUCCAUCGUUCUUGCCGCCACUGGCGCCGUCUUGGCCAUGGGUGCCGCCAUCGACCCCCGUGCCCUGGAGGUUGUUCUGGACGUUACCUACGUGACCGUCACCGUCACUGAGGGCGUUCCCAUCGAGGAGCCUACUCCCACCCCUACUCCCUCCACCCCGGCUGUCUUCUACGAGGCUCCCAGCUCCGUCCCCAAGGUCGAGGAGACGCCCGCGCCUGCGCCCAUCUUCGAGACUAUCACCACCAAGCGCUCCGAGACUCCCACCCCGACCCCGACCCCGACUCCCACCCCCACUCCUACCCCCGAGCCUGUUGCCGCGCCCGUCGUCUCGGAGCCCGUCGCCCCCUAUGUUCCUGCUCCCGCGCCUACCGUUGUCGAGACCACUGAGGCCGCCCCUAGCGCCGCUCCCGCCGUCAGCGACCUCCAGAGCACGUGCAUCGACUCCCACAACAUUCACCGGUCUAACCACUCUGCCCCCGCUCUGACCUGGGACAGCGCCCUUGCCAGCUACGCCCUCAUCACCGCCCAGACCUGCGUCUUCGAGCACGACAUGACCACUGGCGGUGGCGGCUACGGUCAGAACCUUGCCAUGUGGGGUGCCACUGGCUCCGAGGGUCUUGGUGAGGCCAAGGCUGCUCAGCGUGCCAUCACUGAGCAGUGGUACAACGGCGAGCUCAACCUCUACACCGGCUAUGGCGAGGCCAGCCCUGACAUGACCAACUUCCUCCAGUGGGGUCACUUCACCCAGAUGGUCUGGGUUGACACCACCACUGUUGGCUGCGGCGUCCACUACUGUGCUGCCGGCACUCUCAGCUCCAUUGGCAGCUGGUACACCGUCUGCAACUACAAGUCCCAGGGCAACGUCAUUGGCAGCUUCGACAAGAACGUUCUGCCUCCCGGCAGCGCCGCCACCGUCAACAUUGCUUAAGCGGUGUGACGAGCUGACGAGCGUACUUGGAUUAUUUCAAGCAACUGCAUUUGCACCCUUCAUCCUGCCCGCUUGAAGCAUAACUGGGUUAUUUUGUUUGCGACACGGCCACUGGGUACGAGUGCGGAUGAGCUCCAUCACACUAGCGAGGCAUUUUUUUCUCUUCUACUGCUGUACUUUAUCGGGGGAUCGCUUGACUCUUUUUUCGAUCUCCUCGUCUCGGCCCCGGGACUCUUUGAAUCAUGCGCUUUGGUCGCCCAUAAAUGCCAUGGGUACAUUUCUCUUCAUACGGGUCUCGUUACGGCACUUGCGUGAUGGAUAGGCACGGCUGCGUCUUCCUGCGCCGGCCGAGGGCAUGAUUCAAGGAAACUGGACAUUGAUGAUGAUGCAUUUACGGAUCUGGCGUGGAACGACAAAACUUUUGGGGAAAGGGAACCAACCCACCAUUGGAACAUUGCAUUUUUUUUCUCUUCGCUUCUUGGUCUGGUCGUCGUGGCAAUCCUCUCGAGUCUUCACUUGAAGAAUCGUGAUGGAUCCGUCAGGCGAUGUAGCCCGCCCCCUGUUCAUGUCUCAUUCGGGUUCUUUGUACCUAGGAUUCUCUUCGAAACGAUUUUCGGGUUAGGGAGGCUGGUCAACAAGGUCCAUUUCGUUGUAUCGCAAACGUGUCUCGGCACAUUAGCCAUGAAGUCAAACUUAGU